Mercurialis annua (annual mercury) is the source of this 1774-nucleotide messenger RNA. RefSeq lists its product as uncharacterized. The transcript is spliced from 3 exons. The coding region runs from base 440 to 1477 and encodes 345 amino acids. The record is from RefSeq and is a predicted model, not a curated record. NCBI's taxonomy places the organism in Eukaryota, Viridiplantae, Streptophyta, Magnoliopsida, Malpighiales, Euphorbiaceae. Gene Ontology annotation, cellular component: cytoplasm.
GAGUGAAAAAACACCCUUAUUGUAAAAGUUGAAUUAGAGAUCCCUGGACUUAUUUGGGCUUUCAUUUUACCCUCUUCAACAUAUCAGCAAUUCAAGAUCAAUCAGGUUUUUGACUUUACGCACAUUUGGUGAGUUCUUCUCUCUAUUUGUCUUCACGCAAAGUGCCAACUUUGUAAUUGAUCCGGUGAAAUUGGGCUCUGUAAUUCUGUUUUUCUUGUAAAAUUGAAUUAUACACACAAUCCCACUUCUUAAUUCUUCAAAUUCUUAUCUGGGUACGUGUUUAAAUUGAUCACAUUUGGUUAAAUCAAUCUGGGUUUACAUUGCAUUGCAUUGAGUUUAUUUUGUAUGAUCCCACUACUUUAUCUUUACAUACGUCAAAUUUCCCAUCUGGGUAUGCUGAUUUCCUGUUACAUCUCAGCUAAUAAGCUGAAUCUGUUUUAUGAUGAAUAUAUAUGCUAAUAGUCCCAAGUCCUUCACUGCAUACCCUAGAGGUGAUUUUGAUUUAGAAUCAGGAACUGUCAAGGGACUCAGGAAGUCCAAAAAAUCCUCACUUAACCCCUUCAAAAUGAUCAAAUCUCUAGCUAACAGGAUACAGUAUUAUUACAAGCUGCACCCUCUUGUUAUGUUUGUCGUUUCCCUGUCUUUCGGAAUCACGAUUCUAGUUGUUUUAGCUCUGUAUGAGAGCAGAUAUCGAACAGCCAAUAGCUAUCCGAAGUUGGUUAUGGCUAAAAAUGACUACCCUUUUGCUAAGCUUAAGAAUCUUGUAAUGGUUGCUGGGCAUUCGGUGUACACCAGUAGUAGUUGCGAAAAAGUUGAUAAGGAGGAUUCAUGGUUUUUGGAGCCGUAUCAGAAGAAUCCUGGUCAGGCUGCUACUUUUGUUACACAUAUACAAGAGGGAGUUGAGAUUGUUGCUAAGGAUGAUGAAGCUUUACUUUUGUUUAGUGGGGGUGAGACUCGAAAAGAUGCUGGUCCACGCAGUGAAGCACAGAGUUAUUGGACUGUUGCUGAAUCUAAAGGAUGGUUUGGCAAUGGUGAAAGUGUCAGAUGGAGGGCAUUGACAGAAGAACAUGCAAGGGAUAGCUUUGAGAAUCUUCUGUUUAGCGUGUGCCGGUUCCGAGAACUUACGGGCACAUAUCCUCAAAAUAUAACUGUUGUAAGUUAUGAUUUUAAGAAAGACAGAUUUGCGAACUUGCAUCGCUCUGCGAUUGGCUUUCCAGAGUCGAGAUUCUUUUACUCUGGUACCCCAACUACAUCAACUUCCAAGGAACCUGCUUUAAAGGGUGAGGCAUUGGUGAAAGCUCAAUUUCUAGAUGAUCCAUAUGGAUGUCGAGGUUCACUUUGGCGUAAAAAGCUCGGCCGUGAUCCUUUUCAUCGAUCAAUACCUUAUCCUAAUGGCUGUCCUGAAAUUGAGGGCUUAUUCAGAUAUUGUGGAGCAGCAGUUUAUCCAGGUUUUCUUCCUUGGGUUCAGCAGUACUAACUUUUAUUUUUUCGUUUAAACCCAUGGUAUAGGUAUAGGACUAGAAAAAAAUAGAGAAUUGUCUUCUUUUCGGCAUGUUAAUUUUAUUUAUAAGAAACAUCAAUGUUUCCUUAUAUGAACAAUUGAGCUUAGGAAGACAAAAUCAUGGCAAACUUUGCAAUGGGAGAUGCCUGAAAUUGAUUUAGUUGUAGUGCUAAAUGAUAAAAAAGUUUCGAGCAAGUUACUCUCAAAUCCUUACAAUGUACUUCUCUUAUUUACAAAUCAAACAAUAUAGUUAUCCACUUUUAUUUUCGUUAA